This is a messenger RNA of Maudiozyma saulgeensis, 636 nucleotides long. Lineage: Eukaryota; Fungi; Ascomycota; Saccharomycetes; Saccharomycetales; Saccharomycetaceae. The record is from the annotation of a GenBank genome assembly.
AUGACUGUCCUAACUUCGAUCAAUGUAUUGUAUUUUAGAGUUGCAUAUUUGUGCUCUUUAGGUUUCUUUUGUUUCAAAAAUGUCAAUUCUAUCCUGGAUAAUUCAUAUUUUCUAGUUUUCACACAGGCGAUGAAUUUACCACAAUUGACCAUGUCACAGUUUAGUGCACAACUGGGUUUAUUUGGUGUAUUAUUUGGUAUGUUGGCAUUCACCGAUUUGAUUCCAUUAUUAGAAGACAAUAAGACAUAUUUUUAUUCUAUUGUUCCAAUUAGACUUUUAGGCUAUUUCAUUAUUGCCACUUUAUCUUACACAUGGAGAUCAAACUUAUUCCUACAUAAUAAUGUGAUAUUUAUAUAUUGUUUUUCUGAAAUCUGGAUUAAUUUUGUGAUUUAUAAUGCUUUAAGGGAGGAAAAGGAGGUCUUUUUCAGAACUGAAGAGAAAAAGAGAUAUAGUGAUGAAUCAAUUGAAGAUGAGGAUGAUGCAUUUGGAACAACCACUUUGGAGAUCGAAGAGACUAUCACUACUGAAACUAUUGAAGAGGUAUCUCCGGAAGAGUCUAUCAAACAAGACACCCCAAAGAAAACUGUUAAACAGGCUAAGAAGGGUAAGAAGAAGAACCACAAUAAAAAGAAUUAG